UAAUAACAAUAAGGGUAGCCAACUUUAUAAUUAUAAUACCGGUUCCCUUGUUUAUUUCUCAUUCUUAAAAAAAAUUCAGUCAUCAUUUUUCUAAUACUUAGUUAAUUUAAGAUAAAACUUCCAAUUAGUGCAGUGACCACAUCAUUCAGAAAAUGGUCAAAUUAGUAAUAUUUUGUGUUCUCUUGCUGGGCUUCCAUGUAAUGGGAAAGAAAUCUAAAGAUGGUGAGAAGCCAGAAUGGGCAAAAAAGGACAUAAGAGAUUACACUGAAGCUGAUAUGGAAAGACUAUUAGAUCAGUGGGAGGAAGAUGAAGAACCCUUAGAACCAGAUGAACUACCAGAACACCUUCGUCCAAUGCCUCAGAUAAACCUCAACCAAAUGGAUCCAAAUAAUCCUGAAGACAUGUUGCAAGCAACAAAGAAAGGUAGAACAUUAAUGACAUUUAUUCAAGUAGCCGGGAAUCCAAGUAGAGAUGAGACUGAAGAACUGACUAAACUGUGGCAGACGAGCCUGUGGAACAAUCAUAUACAAGCUGAAAGAUACCUUGUGGAUGAUAAUCGAGCCAUAUUUUUGUUUAAAGAUGGAUCUCAAGCUUGGGUAGCGAAAGAUUAUCUAUUAGAACAAGAAAAAUGUGAAAGCAUGACAAUAGAAUCAAAGGUGUAUCCAGGAAAAUACUCAAAAAAUGUGGACAAACAAGAAUUAUAAACAUUCUCAAUAAUUGUUAAUUUUUAUAAAAUAUAUUUUUUGUUAUUUUAUAA
Molecule: messenger RNA, 757 nt
Organism: Diabrotica virgifera virgifera (western corn rootworm)
Lineage: Eukaryota; Metazoa; Arthropoda; Insecta; Coleoptera; Chrysomelidae
Gene: boca
Product: LDLR chaperone boca
Exons: 3
Coding region: 153-704 (183 amino acids)
Biological process (GO): protein folding
Source: RefSeq, a predicted model, not a curated record